AUGGCCAAAGUUCGCCAGGAGCACGUGCAUCCGUCCUAUCAGAGCGGCGUCGACCGCAAUGACAUUGCCCUGCUCGAGCUGGAGGAGCCCAUUCCCAUUGACUACAGCACCGCCAUGACCACACAGGCCAUCAACAUGGAACCGGACGAGGGCAGCUGUGGAGACUGGGUGAGAGUGUACGGUUUCGGGGACACGCACAGCUGGUUCGAGGCGCACAACCAGCGACUGCAGACGAUGCUGACCAGAGUGGAGAAUGGAUGCUACCAGAGUGAAAAGCAUCGGGACUUUAUUGUCACGCAGAUUCACGGAAAAACAGUUUGUCAUGGCGACAGCGGUGGUCCGCUGAUUGGCAAUCAGCGACGAAUCAUUGGCAUCCUCUCGGGCACCAGUCUGUCCGGCUGUUCGGCUGGCGAUCUGAAUCUAUUUGUCAAAAUAUCGAAUCACGUUGAGUUUAUUGAAAAGUACUUUUACGAUAAGCUCCUUCGCGACCAGCAGGAAACGUACAAGCCGAACACUGACAAUUCGGCGGACCAACAUCGCAACCAUGACCAGCAUCAACAUGACCCAGCUCAUCGCCAUAAUCAUCAUCCUCAGCAGCCACCAUCAUCACCGGGGGAACAACAGCCCAACUGGUCAUCCUCGGUGGACUACGGCGACCUGGACUGCCCAACAAUGGAGCGACUGCUCAAUCGAUUUCGCUCCUUCCGCAGUCCCUUUAGCCGCCGAGUGCUUCAGCAGUACGAGACACUAUGUUUAGGCGGCAAAAAGUGA
Rhagoletis zephyria (snowberry fruit fly) is the source of this 771-nucleotide messenger RNA. Lineage: Eukaryota; Metazoa; Arthropoda; Insecta; Diptera; Tephritidae. The record is from RefSeq and is a predicted model, not a curated record.